AUGGGUCCUCAAUCAGAGGGAGGACCAUCUGGUGAUGGACGUAAUUACGGGGGUCGAUCACACAGUGAGGAUGGUGGUCGGUAUCAAUCAGACAGAGACGUUAAUAUGCUGGACGAACAUCUGCCGAGGCCAAAUGGCGCAUCCAUAGCAGAUGAUAUCAAGGCCCUGUCAUUGUUGGACGGUGCAGUCGGUACAGCUGGUAGAGACAGAGAGAGGGAUGCAGGUUCACAGAAGAACAGCGGAGAGCGCAGCCGAUCACGCACACGGAAUGGAAAGACUGGCAGCGGCCAACUCAGGAUUUGCAAGAAGUGUGGGGAACCUUUGACUGGCCAGUUCGUGCGUGCACUCGGUGGCACGUACCAUUUGGAUUGCUUCAGAUGUCGGGACUGUGGGGAGAUAGUAGCGUCGAAGUUCUUCCCCGUUGACGAGGAAAAUGGAGAAGGCCAAUACCCCCUUUGCGAGACCGAUUACUUUCGAAGACUUGACCUUAUAUGUUACAAGUGCAAUGGAGCUCUACGUGGAUCUUACAUCACGGCCCUCGAUCGCAAAUAUCACAUCGACCAUUUCACCUGCUCGGUAUGCCCUACAGUAUUCGGGGCGCAGGAUAGUUAUUACGAGCACGACGGCCAAGUCUAUUGUCACUAUCACUACUCCACUCAAUUUGCGCAACGAUGUAACGGAUGCCAAACAGCAAUCCUGAAACAAUUUGUUGAAAUCUUCCGCAAUGGCCAAAAUCAGCAUUGGCACCCAGAAUGCUAUAUGAUCCACAAAUUCUGGAAUGUACGGCUUGCUUCGUCACAGGACGUCGCUGAAACGCCUCAACUGGAAGAUACCGAAGAUGAGGCAGCGCGUAAUGCCGUACGGGAGAAAGAGGAGAGAAUGGAGGAGAAGGUCUAUAGGAUCUGGAGUGUUCUAUCCACCUUUGAAGAGUCAUCAGCCGCUUGCAUAUCAGACAUGCUCUUACACGUGAGCAAUGGAGCCUAUGUGGAUGGUGUCUUGGUUGCCAAGAAGUUCAUCUGGCACGUUGAUAUGCUUUUCCAUUCUGCUGAUAAGCUUGACGCGAGUAUGGCAAGAUCAUCAGGGUCCAAGGGACUUUCAUACUCGCGAGAGGCGAAGUUAUUAUGCAAGAAGAUAGUUGCUUUCUUUUCACUGCUCUCAAAAACUCAGGAGACAGGUGUCCGAAAGCUUGGAGUUACCCAAGAACUUCUGGCGCUUGUCACUGGUUUGGCUCACUAUCUGAAGCUCUUGAUCCGAAUCUGCCUUCAAGGUGCACUCAAGGUGGAACGGGAGCAACAAAGUCCAGAUGGCCUUCAUCAAUUUCUGGAUGAUCUCAGCGACAUGGAAGCCGUCAAGAACGAUGAUAGAUCACUGGAGGCUACGACAGGCACGCCAGGGCUAGCUGCGCCAAAUUCGGACCAGUGCGUUAGUUGCAAACGGCCAAUCGAGGAUGAAUGUGCUCGCUGUGGAGAACGGAGGUGGCAUAUGGCAUGCCUCCAGUGCACCAAUUGCUCACGUGAACUGGGGCAGACCCUCGAAGACGUGAGAUGGAGUGAGCAGGAUCAAGGAAUAUACUGCAAUAAUUGUGACGAAAGCCCUGGAGCCGUUGGAGGGUUUGAACGAGUUACCAGGUUGCAACAAUACGUCUUCCUCCUGAGAGUUGCGCUAGCAAGGCUUUUGGAGAUACUACGAACCAGUGGUACACUUCCCCACACUUCAGAUGACCCGAACUUGAAUGGUUAUAACUCUAGUGAAGGUCAUCGUUUAUCUGCACAAGCAGAUCCGCCGCUCUUGAGAUCAGACACUCGCUCAAAAUCGUAUGGAGGACCGGUUGAUGAGGCCCCAACUCCGUCAUCUUAUGAAAAUACUCUCAAUGACGUGCGUCGGCUUCGAAGCACCCGCAUGGACAAGCAUCUUUCAUCCACCAUGAAGAAGGCGAGGACGUCGCGGAUAAUGGAUGGCCAGGACGGUGGACGUAAUAGACCGGGAUCUGCUGGAGCUGACGGGUCAGAUUCAAGACAUCCUGGUUUUCAAAUCGUCGAGGAGCGCGAUAGUAAUGGAGAGUCAAGGACUGAGCUGAUGUUUGGACAUCAAGACGCACUUACAUUGGAUGACAUUCCGAGGAUUGUUGCCGCCGAGCAAGCUAAGGAGCAGCGGCCUAAUGCAUAUAAGCACGCACGUCACGACCCAUUCAGAACGUCUGUCACAGAGCCCAAACUCGUCAAUGGCCACCAGCGCACUUUCUCCAGUGGAAAUGCCCUUGAUGCGCCUGGGCAAGGAGAACCCUCAUCACAGCGACGUGAGCAUAGCAACAAAUACUUCUCCGAACUAUCUGCAUUGGAAUACUUUAUUGUUCGUCAUGUGGCUGUCAUCGCGAUGCAGCCGAUGUUGGAAGGUCACUUCACGAUGGAAGAAUUACUCAAUUUGAUUGAGACUAGAAAGCCAACAUUCUGGAACAAGAUGGGUAAAGCCUUCAAGAAUGACACUAAGAAGGGCGGCAAGAAGAAAGGAGUAUUUGGUGUACCGCUCGAAGUCAUUAUUGAGAGGGAUGGAGCAGACUCGACUGAUGGCAUUGGCCCUGGAGCGUUACGGAUACCCGCCAUUGUUGACGAUGCCAUUACCACAAUGCGCAAGAUGGACUUAUCUGUGGAAGGUGUCUUCCGAAAGAAUGGUAAUAUCAAAAGGCUGAACGAGUCAAUGGCCAUAAUUGACAAGGACGGAUGCGACGCGAUAGAUCUCACGAAGGAGAACGUUGUGCAAGUCGCAGCUUUACUUAAGAAAUACCUCCGAGAGCUUCCGGAUCCAUUGCUGACUUUCAAACUACACCGCCUCUUUAUCGCUUCACAAAAGAUUGCUGACGAAGAUAAGCGGCGGCGGGUGCUUCAUUUGACCUGCUGUCUACUUCCAAAAGCUCAUCGCGACUGCCUGGAAAUCUUGUGCUCCUUCUUCAAGUGGGUUGCCUCCUUUCACCAGGUUGAUGAAGAGUCGGGAUCUAAGAUGGACACCCAUAACCUGGCAACUGUUAUUGCGCCAAAUAUUCUGUUCACCAACGCCAAGACGCCUGUUGACGAUAACUUCCUUGCCAUUGAGGUUGUGCACACUCUCAUCGAAUGCAACGAGCAGAUGUGUGAGGUGCCUGAAGACCUUCAAUCUAUCCUUAGUGAUCCGACACUCUUUACCAAUCCUAGUGAUAUCACCACCAAGGAAAUCCUGAGGCGAUAUGGCGAUAUUGGCACAAAUGCAGGCCCAAGACAUCAAGUCGAGACAUCCGAAACCCCGUCCCCAGGUUCGCGGUCCAAGGACAGUGGACCAUUAGCACCGGUGGUGACCAGGGUCGACACAGAUCCAUCCCAAGCUCAUGCAUGGCAGAAUGAGAGUAGUGUCAGACAUGUUCAGGAGAACUAUGUUCCGUACAAUAGUAGUUCGAACAAUCAGAACACACCUCCCCAGCAUUGGCAAGGUCAGGAUUCCGAGGCACCAUCACCUUACUCGCAUCGGAACGGCAAUCCAGAUAGCCAGCCCGAUAAUAAACGUCACGACUAUCGUAAUUCGGGGUGGGGACGACCACAAAACGGUUCAGUUGGGGUCACUGGAGCCGGUUGA
Amorphotheca resinae ATCC 22711 is the source of this 3600-nucleotide messenger RNA. RefSeq lists its product as hypothetical. Gene Ontology annotation, biological process: actin cytoskeleton organization; signal transduction. NCBI's taxonomy places the organism in Eukaryota, Fungi, Ascomycota, Leotiomycetes, Helotiales, Amorphothecaceae. Gene Ontology annotation, cellular component: cytoplasm. The record is from RefSeq and is a predicted model, not a curated record. The coding region runs from base 1 to 3600 and encodes 1199 amino acids. The transcript is spliced from 4 exons.